AUGAGGCUGUUUACAUCCACAGUGUGUUUAGAGGAAUUCGAACCUCGGCCACCAUUCCUAACAGAUCCCACACGGGACAAUCUAAAAACUAUGGGAUACGGUUCGACCUAUCGAGAUCACAAAUUAAGGCUUCCGACUCCGGAGAAAGUCGCCAUCAUGGAACUUUCUAAUAGUUUUGAGCGACGUAGGCUUGGUAAACAGCAGCAGAUGUUGACGGAUAUGAAUCAACGCUGUAGGGAACAAGAAGUUGCUGAUUUGUCCAACAAACUAACGGAAAAGUGCAGUCUUUUGGACGCGGAAAAUAGGAAAGCAAGAGAAGCGGAAUUUUAUCGUACGAACUUUAUGUCCAAAAGACAAAAAACAUAUCAUGGAUUUCCCGAAGAAGAAAAUCCGGAAUUUAGCGAAUCGAAUUCGCCGUCCCAGUCGCCUGUUAUGAAGUCUCCGCGACUGGUUUUUGAUAGAAGUUAUAAACAUUUUCCCGCCAGAAGAGUGAUGAAACACCAAUCUCGAUUUGACCUUGGUCGGACACAUUAUCGGCAUCACGUGAAACACCAACAAAAAGUUGAAAAAACCACACAAGCUACCAUGCCUCAGUAUGCUGAAAGGUUAUACAACAGGGCAAAAUACUUAGCAUCUCAACGAAUCAAUGGACAAGUACAGCUUGAUCAUUACAACAGUCCGCGAAAUGACCAUUUCGCCCCGCUGAUUCUGCCAAAUAUUGACAGUGGGUCUAAUAAUAAACUCGAUUCCAUUACCACUGCACGUGUGAACCUGGGUGCGCGGUCAAGGUCAACCCUUACCCAUGGAAUGGACGGAAGUGUCGGAGGUUAUCUUAGUAACAAAAGCAGUUUUAAAAGCACGCGCUCCACACGUGCACCUAAAACCUUGAACGGCGAGAUACUCUCCUCCGUUACGGUUCCUCAGACCGAGAUGGCGCUUCAAGAUCCUCCUUCACUCCCGGCUAACGCGGAUGCCCCUGAGGAACUCAAGGAGAAGGAUGAAGUUGUGACUGCUCCUACUGAAGGGAAUGGCGACGCGGUGGAAGCAGAUGUGACUGUGUAA
Messenger RNA from Ylistrum balloti, 1062 nucleotides. RefSeq lists its product as uncharacterized. NCBI's taxonomy places the organism in Eukaryota, Metazoa, Mollusca, Bivalvia, Pectinida, Pectinidae. The transcript has a single exon. The coding region runs from base 1 to 1062 and encodes 353 amino acids. The record is from RefSeq and is a predicted model, not a curated record.